Rhododendron vialii is the source of this 768-nucleotide messenger RNA. RefSeq lists its product as uncharacterized. The transcript has a single exon. The coding region runs from base 1 to 768 and encodes 255 amino acids. The record is from RefSeq and is a predicted model, not a curated record. Lineage: Eukaryota; Viridiplantae; Streptophyta; Magnoliopsida; Ericales; Ericaceae.
AUGAAGCUUAAAAUAUGUUACCCGUCUGGAUAUGAAAAGAGAAAAAAGAAGCAAAGAGUCGAAAGUUUACUCAAAUCUCAAACAGGGGCUAUUGAUAAAUUCGUUACGGCCAGUAAACCGAUAGAACAUUCGGUUGAAGACUUGGAAAAUAAAGAAGAUGAAGGUUUGGAGAAUAAUGAAAAUGAAAAUUUGGUGAAUGAAGAAGUUGAAAGUUUGGUGAAUAACGAAAACGAAAACUUGGUGAAUGAAGAAGGAAAUGGGAAUUUAGGGAGUGGAGAAGCCAAUCAAGAUGAGGAGAUGAAUGUCGAAUAUGAACCUUUGAAUAUUGAUGAUCCGAGUAAUUUGAAAAAUAUUGAUCAAAAUUUACGAGAUUUAUUAGUAGAGAGAGGUCCUGUGAGAAGAGAUUGUGACGUCAACUUCCCUAAGGACGCUAAUGCCAGGCAUUUCUCCUCCAUUCAUUACAUUCGGCAUUUAACAAAUGGAGAAAAACUUGAUAGGAAAUGGCUAAUAUACUCGGAGGUUUUGGAUAGAGUUUUUUUCUUUUGUUGUAAGUUGUUUAAGCAAGAAGGAAAUAAGACUCAAUUAGCUACUGAAGGAUUUAAAGAUUGGAAAAAUAUUGGUGAGAGACUUAAAGGCCAUGAAAGUAGUAACGAGCACAUUACUUGCAUGAGCAAAUGGAUUGAGCUAGAGAAAAGAUUGGGGAAGAAUCAAACAAUAGAUAAGAGUGCACAAGACCAAGUUAGCAAAGAAAGAGACGAGUAUUAUUGA